Molecule: messenger RNA, 1014 nt
Organism: Trematosphaeria pertusa
Lineage: Eukaryota; Fungi; Ascomycota; Dothideomycetes; Pleosporales; Trematosphaeriaceae
Exons: 7
Coding region: 1-1014 (337 amino acids)
Biological process (GO): carotene catabolic process
Molecular function (GO): carotenoid dioxygenase activity
Source: RefSeq, a predicted model, not a curated record
AUGUCGCUUCGACGCGUAGAUACAGAAGGGCGAAAUUCCCCUGGGGAGAUCGAGGGCACAUUUUAUCGGGUCAUGCCAGACCCUCAGCUACCCUUUUUCGUUGAAGAUGAUCUGAAAUUUGUGAGGGAGAGGGAAGCAAAGAGGGCGUUGAUUGGUAUAUCUCCUCCACAGUUCACGGAUGCUGUCGAGUUCAAGGUUCACAGCACCGCCAACACCAACAUGCUUGAGACUACUGGGCUGGAUGAUUUUAACGGACAAUUGCUCUGCGUGACGAUUACAGCUCACCCGAAACUCGACGAUGAAACUAUGGAGCUUCUCUGCUGUGGCUACGAAGCUAAGGGCGAUGGUACUCCUAAUGUGUGCUACUUCUCUAUUAAUUGCGCUGGAAAGUUCACCGAGACUGUCUGGCUUGUUGCCCCUAUUGUGGCGAUGAUUCACGACUUUGCCAUCACGAAGGACUGGCAAUGGGAUCCCAACGUCCCAUUCUGUCUCGGUGUCCUCCACCGCCGUGGCGCAUCUGGUUCAGACGUCCAAUUGUUCCGCGCCCCGAAUGCUUUCCCAGGCCGUACCGUCAACGCUUAUGAAGACGGCUCGGGUGAUCUAUGGCCAGAUGCGAACGGUAAUGUGUCCAAGCCCGAGGAGGUCUCAGCAAAACUCGUCCGCUUCACAUUCGACCCUCGUUCCGCGAAUCUUGAACUUCCCGAGCCUGAGAUCGUCAGCAAUGAAGACUGCGAAUUCUCCCGGAUUGAUGACAGACUUGCUUGGGAGAAACAUGCGCAUUCUUGCUUCCAUUUGAUGGAUCCGCGUGUGGGAGCUGACUUCCCCACGAUCGUACCCAAAAUGGGCGGUGGGCACCCGCCAUACAAUUCUUCGGGGCAUCUGGAUUACAACGAGCUCCACAUCGUGGAUACUAGGAACUUUAAGAAGCUGCAAGCGGUCAUUGAGCUGCCCAUUCGAUUAAGGGCGUGUUUGCACGGAAAUUGGGUUGAUGCUCAGGAUGUGCAACUUUCGUAG